Messenger RNA from Besnoitia besnoiti, 345 nucleotides. RefSeq names its product prefoldin subunit protein. Gene Ontology annotation, cellular component: prefoldin complex; cytoplasm. The transcript is spliced from 2 exons. The record is from RefSeq and is a predicted model, not a curated record. Gene Ontology annotation, biological process: protein folding. Lineage: Eukaryota; Apicomplexa; Conoidasida; Eucoccidiorida; Sarcocystidae. Bases 1 to 345 code for a protein of 114 amino acids.
AUGGACGUUGAAGUCACCGAGGAGGCGCAGGAGCGGAUCUGCCGCUUCAGCAGCCUGAACCACAAGUUCGUUGACCUCGAGUCGCGAAUUGAGAAACUCACGGACGACUUACGAACUCUGCGAGAUGCUCAGGAAGAAGCGAUGAUCGUCAUCGAUCCCAGCGACAUCAUGCUCAAGAUCGUCCCCGGAGAGACAGUCGAGGAGGAGCUCGAGCGCCAGGUAACAGAGAAACAAAAAAUCCUCGAUGAGUGCAAAGAGGAGUUGGAGAAGACGAAGAAAGAAAUGGGAGAGCUCAAGACGAAGCUCUACGGCGAAUUCGGAGACCGAAUCAAUCUCGACAAAUAA